ACGACGUGUAGCCUAUAGUUAACAACGUUUAUCAAUUUCGUAUUUAUUAUUUGGCGGUUGUGGCGAUAGACUGCAAGUACUGCCUACCAUUGCUUGUAGAGAAUAGGGAAGAGGACUGAUUCAAAUGCAUAGACUACCAUCAUCACCAUCACUGCCGCUGCUCCGUGGAAACAUAGAAAUAUGAAAGGACCAAGGAAAAUAAUUACGUAUUUGAGCUUUGUUUUGUUUUGACUGUAGGCCUACAUUUUCGGCUUCGCACAGCUAUUUGGGUCGUUUUCAACAAGGAUUAUCGUGCGCUUUGGAAAAAACGCGCGAGGUGUAGAACUACAAAUGCAGAAGAAGUGGUAACGACAACAAGCGCGGAUGCUUCUCUCUUUCCAUCGUGUCAGUGCACCAUAGGUUACUCUGUGAAACGGUGGGCUUUCAGUGAUGACCAACUUUUAAACAGAACUGUCAAAUGCAAUCUUUAACGUCAGUGAAUGGUCAUGGGUGAUUGUGGAAUUUCUGAAUGAGACAGUGAUUUCUGUGAAGUCCCUCAAUCGACUGAGCCACCCGAAGAUGUCUGUCUCUCAUUCACCACGUCAGUCCACUGGGAUAAGCCCUAAUGGGACGACCAAAUAGGAACAGACUUCUUGUUGUUGAACGUUUUGAAACACUGGCUGCGGAAUCUUGGGCGAUUUUAUACGCUGCUGCCUUCUCCGUGAAGCGCCCGUGCCUGCUACGGUGAAUGCUGCAGAGCGCUCCCUGACCAUCUUCCCUGGUCCGGAGCCCGAACAAGCAAAAGACCCGGAAGACCACCCACCAUCUGCGAUGGAUGACUCGGGGAUUAUUCGCCGACGGCGGCUUCAGAAGGAUCUACCACUGCCACGCAAGAACAGUAGCAGCUGCCGUAACAGGAAGAGUUUAAUCCUGACCACCACCUCCCCCACACUGCCUCGGCCCCACUCUCCGCUGCCUGGCCACCUUGGAAGUAGCCCGCUGGACAGCCCCCGCAACUUCUCGCCCGGAACGCCUGCCCACUUCUCCUUCGCCUCGUCCAGGCGGGAUGGGCGCCGGUGGUCUCUGGCCUCUCUGCCCUCCUCUGGAUAUGGGACCAACACGCCCAGUUCCACGUCUUCCAGCUCCUCUCAGGAGCGUCUGCAUCAGCUGCCGUUCCAGCCCACCAUGGACGAGCUCCACUUCCUGUCCAAACACUUCGGCAGCACCGAGAGCAUCACGGACGACGAUGGGGGACGCUGCUCACCACACGUCCGCCCGCGCUCACGCAGCCUCAGUCCGGGCCGUUCGCCGUCCUGCUACGACAACGAGAUCGUGAUGAUGAACCAUGUGUACAAGGAGCGCUUCCCUAAAGCCACGGCCCAGAUGGAGGAUCGCCUGGCGGUCUUCAUCCACUCCUACUCCCCCGAGAGCGUGCUGCCGCUGGCGGACGGCGUGCUGAGCUUCAUCCACCACCAGAUCGUGGAGCUGGCGCGCGACUGCCUGGCCAAGUCCCGCGAGGGCCUCAUCACCACCGUCUACUUCUUCGAGCUGCAGGAGAACCUCGAGAAGCUGCUCAACGAUGCUUUCGAGCGUUCAGAGAGCUCUGAGGUGGCCUUCGUCACAGAGCUGGUGAAGAAACUGCUCAUCGUCAUCUCACGCCCCGCAAGACUCCUGGAGUGCCUGGAGUUUAACCCGGAGGAGUUCUACCAUCUCCUGGAGGCAGCGGAGGACCACGCCAAGGAGGGACACCUGAUGAAGACAGACAUCCCCCGAUACAUCAUCAGCCAGCUGGGACUCACCAGGGACCCCCUGGAAGAACUGGCCAACUUGGACAGCUACGACAGCGAGGGGCCACUCACACCCGAGACGGAUGACUCAGCAGAGGGCAAGAUGAGGGCCAUGAAGCCCCCCGGGGAGGCCGACUUCCAGACCAUCAAGCUGAUCAGCAACGGGGCCUACGGGGCCGUGUACCUGGUGCGUCACCUGGAGACGCGUCAGCGCUUCGCCAUGAAGAAGAUCAACAAACAGAACCUGAUCCUGAGGAACCAGAUCCAGCAGGCCUUCGUGGAGCGCGACAUCCUCACCUUUGCAGAGAACCCCUUCGUGGUCAGCAUGUUCUGCUCCUUCGAGACCCGCCGGCACCUGUGCAUGGUCAUGGAGUAUGUGGAAGGUGGGGACUGCGCCACGCUGCUGAAGAAUAUCGGGGCACUGCCCGUGGAGAUGGCACGCAUGUACUUUGCAGAGACCGUGCUGGCACUGGAGUACAUCCACAACUAUGGCAUCGUCCACAGAGACCUGAAGCCUGACAAUCUGCUCAUCACGUCCAUGGGUCACAUUAAGCUGACGGACUUUGGCCUGUCGAAGAUCGGCCUGAUGAGUCUGACCACCAACCUGUACGAAGGACACAUCGAGAAGGACACCCGAGAGUUCCUGGACAAGCAGGUGUGUGGUACUCCUGAGUACAUCGCCCCGGAGGUGAUCCUGCGGCAGGGCUACGGCAAGCCGGUGGACUGGUGGGCCAUGGGCAUCAUCCUGUACGAGUUCCUGGUGGGCUGCGUGCCCUUCUUUGGAGACACACCCGAGGAGCUCUUUGGACAGGUCAUCACAGAUGACAUCGUGUGGCCGGAGGGGGAUGAGGCUCUUCCUGCUGAUAGCCAGAACCUCAUCUCUGCCCUGCUGCAGACCAAUCCCAUCGUCCGCCUGGGGACAGGGGGAGCGUUUGAAGUGAAGCAGCACCCGUUCUUCACAGAGCUGGACUGGAACAGUGUGCUGAGACAGAAGGCGGAGUUUGUACCCCAUCUGGAGUCUGAGGAGGAUACCAGCUACUUCGAUACGCGCUCCGAUCGCUACCACCACGUGCACUCCUAUGACGAGGACGACACCAACGAUGACGAGCCCGUGGAGAUACGCCGCUUCUCCUCCUGCUCCCCGCGCUUCAGCAAGGUGUACAGCAGCAUGGAGCACCUGUGCCAGCUGGAGCACAAGCCCUCGCCUGUCACCCGCAGGGAGCACAAGGGCCACCGCGAGGACCGCGUCACCAAGAGGGAGAGCCUGGGCAGCCUCACGCUCAGGGACAAGACCUGGAGGACCGGCUCCCCCGAGAUGAAACGUCUCUCCUGUUCUGAGUCCUCCUUCACUGAGAGCGACUCCAGUCCUCCGUCUGGCGUGCGGCGACGCUUCUCGGCCCUGAUGGAGACGCACCGCUUCGCCUCGCCACUAGAGGCCGACGGCGAGGGCCACUCCACCACCACCACACACACGCCCGCCGUCAAGAUCAGGGGCACGUCUCUGGAGGGGGCCACCCUGCCUGCCCUAUCCAGCCUGGCGGAGCUCACGCACAUCCCCAGGGAGAGCGGCGGAGCCCUCGCUGGAGAAAAGCAUCUCAGGCCAGCAGACUCGGCAGCAGUGGGAGCCACGGGCGUCGGUGCAGCCAUGGGCCCCCACCCUCCAGGGGGCACCGCCUCCUCCAGGGAGCUGCCAGCUUCAGGGGACCCUCUGGGGCCUCGGGGGGCCACCAAUGACCUGGUCCUGCGGCGCGUAAGGCAGCAGCAGCUCUCAGCCGACGAAGACAAGAGAAGCCCCCGCACUGGCACCAAGGUCAUCAAGUCAGCCUCCGCCACGGCCCUCUCUGUCAUCAUCCCCACAGUGGAGCAGCACGGCACGUCUCCGCUGGCCAGUCCCAUGUCCCCUCGCUCCACCUCCUCCAACCCCUCGUCUCGGGACUCCUCUCCCAGCCGAGACUACUCCCCCGCGGUCAGCAUCCUGCGCUCCCCCAUCACCAUCCAGCGGGCCGGGAAGAAGUACGGCUUCACGCUGCGCGCCAUCCGCGUCUACAUGGGGGACAGUGACGUCUACAGCGUGCACCAUAUGGUCUGGCAUGUUGAGGUGGGGGGUCCUGCCCAGGAGGCUGGCCUGUGUGCCGGUGACCUCAUCACUCAUGUCAACGGAGAGUCUGUGCAUGGGCUCGUGCACACUGAAGUGGUGGAACUCAUUCUCAAGAGUGGAAACAAAGUGACGGUGACCACCACUCCCUUCGAGAACACCUCCAUCAAGAUCGGACCCGCGCGCAAGACCAGCUACAAGGGGAAGAUGGCUCGACGAAACAAGAGGUCUGGAGCGAAGGAGGGCCAGGAGAGCAAGAAGCGCAGCUCCCUGUUCCGCAAGAUCACCAAGCAGUCCAACCUGCUGCACACCAGCCGCAGCCUGUCCUCUCUGAACCGCUCGCUGUCCUCCGGAGACAGUCUGCCCGGCUCGCCCACCCACGGCCUGUCCGCCCGCUCCCCCACGCAGCAGACCUACCGCUCCCCGCCCGAGUCCGCCUACCUGGGCACCUCAUCUCAGAGCAGCUCGCCGGCCUCCAGCACCCCCAACUCCCCCGCCGCCUCCCAGCACAUGCGGCCCAGCUCCCUGCACGGCCUCUCGCCCAAGCUGCACCGCCAGUACCGCUCGGCCCGCUGCAAGUCGGCCGGCAACAUCCCCCUGUCCCCGCUGGCCCACACGCCCUCGCCCACCACCUCCUCGCCGCCGCCCAUCGCGGGACACUCGGUGGGCAGCUCCAACACCACGCAGGCCUUCCCCGCCAAGCUCCACGCGUCCCCUCCCGUCACCCGCCCCAGGCCCAAGAGCGCCGAGCCGCCCCGCUCGCCUCUGCUGCAGCGGGUGCAGUCGGCGGAGAAGCUGGGGCAGCCUCCGCCGCAGUCCUUCCCCUCUUCGUCGUCCUCCUCCUCUUCCUCGCUCUCGUCCUUCACCUCGCCGUCCGUGUCGGGCCAGGACAGGAAGGUGGGGGUGCGCAAGCACGGCCUGGACGGGGGGGUGCUGCACGGCGAGUACCGGCGCGAGCCCUUCCACCACAGCGAGCCGCCGCUGCAGAGCCUCCAGGAGAUCGAGGGGGAGAACGCGGUGGGCGAGCGGGGCACCCCGGGCUCGCCGGAGGACAGUCCCACCCCCACGCCCACCCCGACCAUGCCCACCGGCUGCUGCAGCCCGGGGGACGACCUGACGCUCAGGCCCUCCAGGAGGCUGGGCAGGCAGGAGUCGCCCCUGAGCCGGGACAACUUCCUCACGGGGAGGGAGAGGGAGAAGGAGAGGGAGAGGGAGAGGGAGAGAGAGAGGGAGAAAGAAAAGGAGAAGGAGAAAGAGAAGGUCUCCAUCACAGAGAGCAGAAAACCUGAGCAUCAGCUUGCCGCCAAGUGCGCAGUCGGCAUGGACACCAGAUCCUCCACACAGACUGAGCCAGUCAAGGCCAAAGAGGCUGUUUUAGAGAAGCUCCAGCCAAGCAGCCAAGUCGCCACGACGGCCUCCUCCUCCACAGCGGCUGUAGCCGUAGCACCCAAGGUGACUGCCAUCUGCCAGUCCCCACUCGCUAGUAGUGCACCCGGCACUGUAGCAGCCACCACAACGCCCAGCAGCUGUGGUGCAGCCAAAUCUAUGGCGAAGGGCCCACUGGGCGCGGUUGCUCUCACUCCAAGCCCGUUGGCUCGAGAGCAGGGGCAGAGGACCAGUCAGGCAACAGCAGGAAGUGCAAGCUCCAGCUGCCCUGUGCCUCCUCUGGGCCCUCUGGACAAGGCCACCGCUAAACUGAGCCAAGGUCAAGACAAAGCCUCCGGGAAGGGGAGUCAGCCUCAAGACAAAGGUCUUGCUGCAUUCAAAGAUCCCACUUAUACCGCCGUCGCCCCAGAGGUGACUAAGCUGCAGGGGAAAGGAGCAGAGCCGGUGGGGAAGGAUGGACCUGGUUUGAAGGAAGCUGUCGGUGCCAGCACUCAGAAGCACCUAGACACUAAGGCCAAAGUUCCGGUUCUUCCAGUCCCAGCCCAAGUCAUAGUCCUGACUCCAGCCCAAGCCCAAGCCCCUGUUCCAGGCAAAACCCCUGCUCCAGCCUUCGCCCCGGCCUCAACCCCAGCCAAAGUAACUGCCCCCGUCCCGGCCCUAGCCCCAGCCAAAACCCCUACCCUGGCCCCAGCCUCAGUCAAAGCCCCAGUGAAGGCGAAGGAAGGCAAGACCUCAGGCAUGAUGUUCGGUCAACGGGGGACCCGAGAAGAGAAGCGCUUUCUGGAGGCGGUGCAGGAGGACCCGUCCUCCCCGUCGCCGACCGCCCUCUCCCCGUCAUCCAGCAAGUCCCGAGCCGCCUCCCCAGGAGACAAAGCCAGCUUCGUCACCCAGCUGACCAGCGUAGCCAAGACGGUGCUGGGCCCCAUGAAGCUGGGAUCACAGGACGGGAGCAAGGCCAAAGACGGGAGCCCCAAAUCGGCAGACGACAAGGGCGGGAAGUCUUCGGGGAAGUCCGAGAGUUCUUUCGGAGGACGCCGUGGGGCGACGGGAACGUGGCCCGGCCCCUCGGGCUCGUCCAAGUCAGACAAAUCCAAGAGCUCCUCCAAGAAUCACUGAUCACAUCGAGCCAAUUCCCAGACUGCCUUUUCGUGAGGAAACGUCACCAUAUCUCAAGUUAGGUCAGUUAGGUUUCCUUGACUUCAAAAGGAAGACCCAUAUCAUUUUGGGGGGCAAUUUGUACCAUGAGUUCAACAAGGGAAAAAAGUAGACCUAAGAAAGGUGCUUCGAUAACUGUUGUCAAAUGUGUGUGCACAUGGUGUCAUAAUGUACGUAUGUUCAACAUCACAGGUGUACAUAGGAUAAAUAUGUAUGUUUUCUUAAUGCAUGUUUCAGACUAAAAAUAAGAAUGAAAAACAAAAAACAGACCUAAUGCUAGUGAACAUUGUGAACUCCCAACCAUCUCUUCUUCCCCCUCCUUCUUACCCACUCCUUGUGGGAUCUGCAUAUCUCAAAGCCAGGUGUCUGGAGCUUGUACGUAGCUCAGAUCAGAUGUAAAAGUAGCAUUGCCUGAGCUGUGGCCAUGAUGGCAGGUGGAUUUUAGAAGUUUUGGAUGUCUCAGACGUCUUAGUUAGAUGUCAUUCUUUACUCUAGAAGCCAUCUGUCAUAGGACACAGUGGCACAUGAGUGUUAAUGUAAGGCACGAUGCAUAACACAACCUGAUGUGACAAAGUCUUAUUUAAUGGGUGCCAUUACUUAAGAUUUAAAGAUGGCUGUGAGAUACAAUGAUUACUUUUUUGUAACUGACUGUGACUGCCGCUGAAAAGCGAGUGACUCGAAAUUGCUGUAUGGCUAAGUGUAUGAUCGCUUGUGGAAAAAAAAGUUUUAAAAAAAGGAGCUGAUGCCUUGGAUAAUAUUUAGAAGCGUCGGACUUGCACAAUGGUCGCUGAAGUUGCACAUCGAUGAGGUUUUGAAAGUUGAAACUGCUGACUCUCAAGUUGGGUUUACGUGGUGCACACACAAGGAUGGGAUGUCGCGAAAACAAAACCCGGUAAUCACCAAGAUCGAAAAAAAACCAUUAAAGCAGGGGCUGCCAAUGGUCAUAGCCUCCCAGGCUGUCAAAUAAAUUGGAUAUCAUGUGGUGUAUAGAAAGUACAUUCUGUGCAUGCUUUCAAAUGUGAAGUCAGAAGUUUGUUGUGUGUAAAUCAUCUUGGUUCAGUGUGCUCAAAUGACCUGGAGAAGGAGCAUGGUGUCCAUCCUUUUCAGUGCACUGGCUGCAUAUGGAUCUUGACAAAUGGACUUUAUUGAUCUCUUCCUUGCUGUAUGCAAAAUACAUCUUUGUUCUGUGAUUGUUGUCUCAUAGCAACAGAUGGUGUGAUGUCGUGAACAACGCAUUGGAAGUCCUUGUAAAAGGGGACUCAAUUCAAAUCAUUCGUCCAACGUGUCACCUCUUAAUAUUUUUUCUGGAUUUUUUUGUUUCAUUUGUUUUGUUUGUUUUGAAUCUCAUCUAUUCUGCAACUUAUGUUCAACUUAUUAGUGACAAAGAAUACCAUCCACAUGACGUAACACAGGGCCAAAUCAGAGUUUUCUCACAUAGAUGUUUUGUGCCAUUGUAGCAGUCUCAUUCUUAAAAAGAGAAAAAAAAAAGUUACAGACAUUUGUGCGAGUACAUAA
Messenger RNA from Engraulis encrasicolus (European anchovy), 7917 nucleotides. Its product is annotated as microtubule-associated serine/threonine-protein kinase 1-like. Gene Ontology annotation, molecular function: ATP binding; protein serine/threonine kinase activity; magnesium ion binding. The coding region runs from base 811 to 6363 and encodes 1850 amino acids. Lineage: Eukaryota; Metazoa; Chordata; Actinopteri; Clupeiformes; Engraulidae. Gene Ontology annotation, biological process: intracellular signal transduction; cytoskeleton organization; peptidyl-serine phosphorylation. The transcript has 27 exons. The record is from RefSeq and is a predicted model, not a curated record.